CUCAAGAAACCGUAUUGGAUUUUCUGUCGAUGCUGUUCUUUUCUGAAUAUAUAUAUGUACGUAUACAUAGUCAAUGGUUUGUUUGAGUGAAGUGCGGCAGCCUACAGACCCGUGUACAGGAAGUUUAGCUGUCGCGCACAAACUUUCGACUCGUUUCAAGGUUCUCAGGGGAGAAGGGGGGAGAAGGGAGGAACAUUCAAGGGUAGCAGACGGGGUUUUUUUGAUAGGCAAGGAAGCGAGUUCAGUCUGCAGGACCGACCCUCAUCUCCAUCCUUCGGCAUCGGCCACAGAAAUCAACAAAGCCCAUGGUUCGGACGUCGUCGAGAUUCAAUCGGCUCAAGCAACUGGACGCAUAUGCGAAAACAUUGGACGACUUCCGAGUCAAGACCUCGGCUGGGGCAACAGUUACUCUAGCAUGCGCCCUCGUUAUCUUCAUCCUGGUCUUGGGCGAGUUGUCCGACUAUCGAUCGAUCCAUAUCGAGUCCUCGCUGGUGGUGGAUAACGGAAGCAAGGGAAAGAUGAGCAUUGAUUUUGAAAUCGAGUUCCCUAAGAUUCCUUGUUACAUCUUGACAAUGGACGUGAUGGAUGUCGCGGGUGCGCAUCAGGCAGACGUUUUGCACUCGAUCUACAAGAUCCAGUUGGCUCCGGAUGGUACGGAGGUCAAGCGGGAGAAGACGCAAGAACUGGGCAGUUCAGAACCGAACCUAAAGCCCGUUGAAAAAGACUAUUGUGGCACAUGCUACGGUGCCUUCAAACCCGAAAGCGGAUGUUGCAAUACCUGUGAGGACGUCCGUGAAGCCUACGCGCGCACAAAUUGGUCCUUCAACCACCCAGAAAGCAUCGAACAAUGUGUCCGAGAAGGUUACCUGGAAAGGAUCCAAGAACAAGCAGGUCAGGGCUGUAGACUACGGGGUCAAUUGACCGUCAACAAAGUCGCGGGGAAUUUCCAUGUCGCGCCCGGAAGGUCGUUCCAACGAGGGAGUGCACAUGUACAUGAUGUGCAACAGUACCUCGGUCAUCACGGAUUGGAUUUCUCACAUCAUAUCGCCUACCUCAGAUUCGGGGAGAAGGUGGCGACGACGACGCAUAAUCCGUUGGACGAUCGGACGGUGAAGGGCGAAAAUCCGGAGGGACUUUACAUGUAUCAGUAUUACUUGAAGAUCGUGGGGACGAGGUAUUAUUACCUUGAUAGGAGGCCGAUGUUCACGAAUCAGUAUUCGGUCACGCAGUUUAACAAGAACCUGCAAUACAAGGACGUGUUGGGACAGAUCCAGGCGCCGAAUGGACUUCCAGGCGUCUUUUUCAACUUCGACAUCUCACCGAUGCUUGUGAUUCAGAAAGAGGAGCGCAAGUCGUUCGCCUCCUUUUUGACGACAGUUUGCGCUACGGUUGGAGGUAUAUUUACGGUCGCCAGUAUUCUGGACGGAUUCAUCUGGCGAGCUGAAAGGAGAUUGAAGGCCAAGAGGGAUCUCGGCAAGGCGUUCUGAUCACUUUACUAGACUAAUGUGUCUAUAGAUAGAUAGACAGACAGACAGAUAGAGGCGCCCUGCCAUUGGUAUUAUUAUUAUUAUUAUUGCUCGCUAUUUAUUGAAAUGGA
Gamsiella multidivaricata is the source of this 1597-nucleotide messenger RNA. RefSeq names its product endoplasmic reticulum vesicle transporter-domain-containing protein. The record is from RefSeq and is a predicted model, not a curated record. Bases 306 to 1487 code for a protein of 393 amino acids. The transcript is spliced from 5 exons. NCBI's taxonomy places the organism in Eukaryota, Fungi, Mortierellomycota, Mortierellomycetes, Mortierellales, Mortierellaceae. Gene Ontology annotation, cellular component: endoplasmic reticulum; COPII-coated ER to Golgi transport vesicle; endoplasmic reticulum membrane. Gene Ontology annotation, biological process: retrograde vesicle-mediated transport, Golgi to endoplasmic reticulum; endoplasmic reticulum to Golgi vesicle-mediated transport.